Molecule: messenger RNA, 1053 nt
Organism: Arxiozyma heterogenica
Lineage: Eukaryota; Fungi; Ascomycota; Saccharomycetes; Saccharomycetales; Saccharomycetaceae
Gene: RFC2
Product: replication factor C subunit 2
Exons: 1
Coding region: 1-1053 (350 amino acids)
Biological process (GO): DNA-templated DNA replication; DNA repair
Cellular component (GO): nucleus; DNA replication factor C complex
Molecular function (GO): DNA binding; ATP hydrolysis activity; DNA clamp loader activity
Source: RefSeq, a predicted model, not a curated record
AUGGACCAUUUUACUAGUAAUAAAAGACGGAGAGUUAUUAGUAAUGUAGAUAAAGAACAAUCAAUACCAUGGGUUGAAAAAUAUAGACCUAAAACUUUGGAUGAAGUUACAGCCCAGGAUCAUGCAGUUACUGUCUUGAAAAAAACCUUAGAAUCUGCUAAUUUAUCCCAUAUGUUAUUUUAUGGUCCGCCUGGUACAGGUAAGACUUCGACAAUUUUAGCUUUAACAAAAGAAUUGUUCGGUCCAGAAUUGAUGAAGACUAGAGUAUUGGAAUUGAAUGCUUCUGAUGAACGUGGUAUAUCAAUUGUUAGGGAGAAAAUCAAAAAUUUUGCACGUUUAACUGUAUCUAAACCAUCUAGGAAAAAUUUAGAGGAUUAUCCAUGUCCACCAUACAAGAUUAUCAUUUUAGAUGAAGCUGAUUCAAUGACAGCAGAUGCUCAAAGUGCUCUACGUAGGACUAUGGAAACUUAUUCUAAUGUGACCAGAUUUUGUUUGAUCUGUAACUAUGUCACAAGAAUAAUAGAUCCAUUAGCAUCUAGGUGUGCAAAAUUUAGGUUUAAAUCAUUGGAGACUUCAAAUGCAUUAGAAAGAUUACAGUAUAUAGCUACACAAGAAUGUGUCAAAUAUGAGGACGGUGUUCUAGAAAAAAUUUUAACCAUAUCAGCUGGUGAUUUAAGAAAGGCUAUAACUUUAUUACAGUCAGGAUUUAAGUUAGUAGAUUAUAUGGGGAAUAAUCAAAUUACCAUUAAACAAAUUGAGGAACUAGCUGGAGUGGUUCCUUCAACAGUAGUGGAAGAAAUAGUUAAACAAAUUAAUAGCAAAGAUUUAAAUCAACUGAUUUCCUUUACCAACGAUUUCAUAAAAAGUGGAUGGUCUGGUGUCUCUAUUGUUGAUCAAUUACACGAUUAUUAUAUAACAAAUGAAAAUUACGAUACUAACUUCAAAAACAAAUUGUCACUUCUGUUAUUUGAUACUGAUUCCAAAUUAACCAAUGGUACGAAUGAGCAUAUACAGUUGUUGAAUCUUUUGGUCAAGAUAUCACAGUUGAGUUAG